AAAAACGAUCAGUCCGACGAAACGAGGACGGCCGUCGAUAGAGGAAAAUUCAGUUUUUUUCCAGACAGCAACGCCAUUAAGGCGUCUUGCUUGAAACCGUAGUGCACAUUUUGAAAUAUUAUUUUCCUGCAUAUCUAUUUUCCUGUUUGUGUUAAUGAUUUCUACCAUCAGUGAUUUUCUGAACAAAAAUCCCGUCAUAGUGAAGAACGUUAACCGCCAACGGACCGAAACUAUAGGAAUCAGUUUUGUUCUGAAAAUAGCAGCGUGGCACAGGGUUUACGUGGCCAUUAUCGAUCGGUUAGAUGACGAGGCAGAAGAAAAUUGUGAUGUUUUGAGCAGUGGGUAGACUCCCUAUAUUACUAAGGAAAUGGUGCUGUUGAAAUUCAAGAAGAAAAUGAUGACUAUUUUGGUUUAUUUCAAUUGUGAGUUAAUAUAUUUUACGAAGAAUAUCAAUAAACAUUAAAGUGACAAGUGCGUUUCCCUACUGCGAGGAUACCCCAGAUUGCAGUUGCCGUGAAAAACUGUACUCUUUCUUCGUUGACCAAAAAGUGAAGAUACAACAGUGCGCGUGAUCAAGCCACUGCAAGAGCGUGGCAAAGGAGCACAGUCUAAUCAUCUGAUCACGACCGUAGGCUUACCGCAGCAUCCUGUUCAGCGCUAGUAGCAGUAGUAGUGGUGGUGAUCGGCAAGAGUGUCGAGUGCAGAUUUGCUUCCACCAGCACUCGGACAUUGGCUAGCUGGUGGAAGCGCUGAGGUGUGAGGUGCUGAAGUGUGAGAAGCGAGACGUGUGUAAACGUUUUAUUGUUCAACAAAGCCGAGCUCUAUAUAAGUUGUAGAGGCUUCGAGUGUAGCCCCAAGUUGGACAGAGCAGUCGCGCUCGAGCGAUUGGAGUGAUCGAAUCGUGGUUUUUGGUGUGAAUUCCCAGGCUAGCAGGACUAGAAGAAAAGUUAGCUUGUUUUUUGAGCCUACACACGUUGAAAUCAGUUGUGUAGAUGGACUAUAAACAGUUUUCGAACAGUGCUAAUCAAAUUUAAUUAGUUUUCGAUUUUUUUUCGCAUUGGUUCAACAAUCAAGUUUAAGUGAAUCAUUAUUGGGACGAUCGAACGGAAUAUAACUCUGCAGAAAAAGGAGCACAACCAAGUUUUUUCUCAUUGGGGCUUAGGCCAUUGUAUGGAGCGUGAAAAAUCAACAACAAUAAAAGGGGACGAACCGGGCCUGACUGGUAAAGUACAGGGCCGGAGCGAUCUUUACGGAGCAAGCGCUAUUUCUUUUACUAGCGUCGAACGUCAGGAUGGCGCCUAUGUACCAACCGUUGGCCGCUGGGGCAACGAAUGGCCAAGUUGACUCGCCGUUGUGCGCAGUGAACUACCCCUGGUCCAGCCACUGGGCCACGGCUUCGGCCAAUCCACCAGACGAUUGACCGAACCGGAAAGUCACAAACACAAUGUGACGGAUACGAAACUGGGCGCUGUCGUUGGUGGCGGUGCUGGCCUCGGAUGGAUCCUCGACGAGGACAGCUACAAUCUGGCCAAGUUUGAUCAAACCAAUGGAGCGUGGCCGAUUGAUUCGCCGUUACCGCUACCAAAGUGGUCGACCAAACCGGCCGAACCGUACAUUGUCGACAAGGUGUGGCAGUAUGAAGAUUUGAUAGGUCUGAUUGAAACGAAACUACAGCGGAUGUUGGAGGAAACUCAUUACAAUACAGCGAACAACUUUGUGGAUUUUCACAAGGCAUACCGCGGCACUCACAGUGCCAGCCAGGAUCUUAGAACACAUUUCCAAAACUAUACGAUACCGAUCAACCGUCGGCAUCACAUGUGCGUCAGCUUAGGAAUGGAAAUUGUGUCGAGAUUAGCCGAACAUCAUCCAGCGAUUGCCAAACACUGUUAUCUGGUCUCGUGCGAGGAAGCAGUAGAGGAGUCCGAAUCCUAUAUCGCUCACUGCGAGGAGAAAAAUAUCGAGUACGCCGGACCAAGUUUGGAAAAGGAGCACGCCCUGGUGGCCAUGCGAAUCGUGGUCGGAGGGCGUGAAGGUGUGCUAAUUCUCGAUCCUGGCUAUCAUGUGGCACGCGCUGUAACCGUAAUGAAAGAUCAAUGUUAUCCGCAUACCGGCUGGUUUACGCAAUCAGAUGAAGCACAGAGCAAACGGGAGUACUGCUACGUAUUCAGCGAUCACUGCACCAACUACAUCACCUGGACGGAACGCAUGACACGCGCCGGAAAACAGCAAUACGAGAUGUCAGUAAUUUACAUGGAACGACCCUACCGAACCGCUAUCGAUGUGACAGUCCGCCGGAACCUGGUCUACAACUUCCGCUCACUGCUGUCCCGCGAUGCUAAAGGGCGGGUCUGUGCCGGAGUAUAUUUCCCAGUCGUUCCAAAUCCAGGUGAUGCGCAGUUUACACUGUUCUACGAUAGUGUCAACGACACACAAGUGAAGCAAAAAUUCAAGUUCUGCUUGUUUAAAGAUCCCAAUAAGAUCCCUGAGAACAUAAAGGCUCAUCUGGAAAAUCUAGCACCCCAACUGCGUAUGGAGCUGUUCGAGCUGACUGCACUAAUGAUCGAUUUGGCGAACGCCGUGCAGGACGUGGACUUUGUGAAGCAAGUGCUCGAGAUUAACAACAGUAUCAAUGAAAUGUCAGCCGAUAAUUAAAAACGCUAAAUCUAUUUGCUUCAUCGCUUCAUACCACCAAAAGUAAAAUUGGUGCAGCACUGGCAAUCAUACGCAAACUAGUGUUUACCAUCCAUUUACGUUCACCUCAUCGCGUAGAAGCGAUUGGUUAUCCAAUCAUUUUUCACAACAAAAAAAACGUAUCUAAUCGUAUCAUAUAAAUGAAAAUUACUACAAUUUAUUGAUAUACCUAUAAAAAAAAAACACUAGACACCGCAGAACCGUUUAACUACUAGAUUUUUCCACAACAGAACUUGACUUUAAUGAAACUUGACAUAGCGAUAGCCGCAAAUUAUUUUCUCGGGACAAAUGGGCGCAUAGCUGUAGAAUCACAGUUCACUUGUAGACGGUGUGUAGAGGCCGCUGAAAAAACGUGCAGUCACGAGUGGGGCCCGUGUGGUUUCUUCUUUCUUAAAUAUCGACAUACAUUACAUACCGUUAUAAUACGCUAAGUUAAACUUUUUCGUGGGUUGGAUCAGUAGAGGGCAAAUCAUGUAAUCUGUAUACUUUUCACAUAAACGUAUCUAUUUGGAACUGCUUAACCAA
This is a messenger RNA of Wyeomyia smithii (pitcher-plant mosquito), 3216 nucleotides long. RefSeq lists its product as uncharacterized. The transcript has 5 exons. Lineage: Eukaryota; Metazoa; Arthropoda; Insecta; Diptera; Culicidae. The record is from RefSeq and is a predicted model, not a curated record. The coding region runs from base 1678 to 2652 and encodes 324 amino acids.